This is a messenger RNA of Condylura cristata (star-nosed mole), 1173 nucleotides long. It is a transcript of the gene GPS1, whose product is annotated as G protein pathway suppressor 1. The annotation marks the transcript as partial. Lineage: Eukaryota; Metazoa; Chordata; Mammalia; Eulipotyphla; Talpidae. The transcript is spliced from 8 exons. Gene Ontology annotation, cellular component: COP9 signalosome. The record is from RefSeq and is a predicted model, not a curated record.
UGCCCCCCGCUGCGGGUGGAGGCCCUCAAGAUGGCCCUGGCCUUCGUGCAGCGGACCUUCAACGUGGACAUGUACGAGGAGAUCCACCGGAAGCUGUCGGAGGCCACCAGGGAGCUGCAGAGCGCCCCCGACGCCAUCCCUGAGAGUGGCGUGGAGCCGCCGCCCCUGGACACGGCCUGGGUGGAGGCCACGCGCAAGAAGGCCCUGCUGAAGCUGGAGAAGCUGGACACGGACCUGAAGAACUACAAGGGCAACUCCAUCAAGGAGAGCAUCAGGCGCGGCCACGACGACCUGGGCGACCACUACCUGGACUGCGGGGACCUCAGCAACGCCCUCAAGUGCUACUCGCGCGCCCGGGACUACUGCACCAGCGCCAAGCACGUCAUCAACAUGUGCCUCAACGUCAUCAAGGUGCGCGGGGGCGUCUGUGCCCGCAGCUCCUUCAAGCUGUUCCUGGAGCUGGAGCCGCAGGUGCGCGACAUCAUCUUCAAGUUCUACGAGUCCAAGUACGCCUCGUGCCUGAAGAUGCUGGACGAGAUGAAGGACAACCUGCUCCUGGACAUGUACCUGGCCCCCCACGUCAGGACCCUGUACACGCAGAUUCGCAACCGGGCCCUCAUCCAGUAUUUCAGCCCCUAUGUGUCCGCGGACAUGCGCAAGAUGGCCACGGCCUUCAACACCACGGUGGCAGCGCUGGAAGACGAGCUGACGCAGCUCAUCCUGGAAGGGCUCAUCAACGCCCGCAUCGACUCCCACAGCAAGAUCCUGUACGCAAGGGACGUGGACCAGCGCAGCACCACCUUCGAGAAGUCCCUGCUGAUGGGCAAGGAGUUCCAGCGCCGAGCCAAAGCCACCAUCCUGCGGGCCGCCGUGCUGCGCAACCAGAUCCACGUCAAGUCCCCGCCCAGGGAAGGGAGCCAGGGGGAGCUGACCCCGGCCAACAGCCAGUCCCGGAUGAGCACCAACAUGUGACGCUGCCGUGGCCCUGGCUCCCGGGCGGCGCCGCCCGCACGACCCUGCGCCCGGCCGCCAGGCACUGGCCCUGCUCCCCAGCCCGCGGCCAGCGCCCUGGGGCCCUGCGGAGCUCACCUCAGUGCCCGGCUCCCCAGCCUCUGUCCCCCCCGCUUUGGGGCCGCGGAGCUGCGUCCAUUAAAGGGCAGCCUGACAGCGCUC